AUGAAGCAGCUUACGUCGGAUGGACAUUUUCUUCAUUCUCCGUUACUGGAUCCAGGCUCCUCAGGCAGAAGCAGUGCUUCACUAUAUACGCAAUUCUCGCGUCCGUCUAAUGAGAACGUGUAUCGCAUUCUCGACUCGCUAGCGCCUCCUCCACAGGACGACACGGACUCUGUACAAGCAGUGAACGAAGAGGAUGUGUUCUUCCCUUUAGUUCCAAAGACACCCGUGGAACACUUUAGCGGCUCUGAUUACAGAAACAGUAGCGAACCUUUCCUUCUCUCUUCACCACAGGCCUCUGAUAACAUCUGGAUAGAUUUGGGAGCUCCCAGUGUUACUAUGCAGCAGAUCCAAACAACAACACCGAGAUUUCCAAGAGCAAGAGCAAGAGCAAGAGCAAAAAUAUGCCUUUCCCCAUCCCCGUACAUGUCUCAUGCGUUCAAAGCCAACCCAAAAAGGACUAAUCACCAUCCCGAGCCCCGGCAGGAGUCCCCACCAACACCUCAUCGUCGACACAGACGACGAAAAAGCCUGGGAAGAUGCGCUCCUCCUCAACAAAAUGAUGACAGCUCCAUAGAGGGCAAUGCCAAGGAGCUCCGUGAUCCGAGAGAGGAGAACGAAAAUUGGGAGGGCACGGGAAAGCAACCGCUCCGUAACUCGAUAAUGCGACCACCGUCGAUCGCAGAUAUUUGGCCGCCGCCGGGGUUCUUUCCGGAUACAUUUGGAGUGGAAGAGGGGAGGGGAAGUUGA
Molecule: messenger RNA, 747 nt
Organism: Histoplasma mississippiense
Lineage: Eukaryota; Fungi; Ascomycota; Eurotiomycetes; Onygenales; Ajellomycetaceae
Exons: 2
Coding region: 1-747 (248 amino acids)
Source: RefSeq, a predicted model, not a curated record